Messenger RNA from Aspergillus ibericus CBS 121593, 2487 nucleotides. RefSeq lists its product as uncharacterized. Lineage: Eukaryota; Fungi; Ascomycota; Eurotiomycetes; Eurotiales; Aspergillaceae. The coding region runs from base 1 to 2487 and encodes 828 amino acids. The record is from RefSeq and is a predicted model, not a curated record. The transcript is spliced from 4 exons.
AUGGAGACAUUUGCUGCUCGUCUUGCCAGUUUCGAUCGGGUGUUAUACCCGGAGAAACGCAGGUCGUCCAGCGCGAAGUCUGCGAAACCCGUUGCUUGGCCGCAUAGCCGGCCAUCUCCCGCUGAGCUUGCGCACGCCGGUUUCUUCUAUAAUCCUUACGAAACAAACCCCGACAAUACAACAUGCUUCCUAUGUCGGAGAGCGCUGGAUGGUUGGGAGGAAGAUGACAAUCCGAUCACAGAGCAUCUGAAGCACACCAAAGACUGUGGCUGGGCGAUCAUGAUGGACAUCCAGCAACACAGUUCCAACCCAGCCGAGAUUGAGGAUCCGACAGGCGAGCGGAUAGCGCAAGCCAGGCAAGCCACCUUUGGCGAGUCAUGGCCACAUGAUGGAAAACGAGGCUGGCUGUGUCAGUCAGAUAAGAUGGUUGAAGGUGGGUGGUACUUUUGUCCAAACGAGGAGAGCGAUGACUUGGCCACCUGCCCUUAUUGUAAACUGUCUUUGGAUGGAUGGGAGCCUAAGGAUGAUCCAUUUGACGAGCACUAUCGUCGCUCGUCGGAUUGUUCCUUCUUCGUCUUUGCCAGACCCCCCGGCAAGAAAGGGAAAAGCUCUCGGUCCAAAAAGCCCCGGGUUUCGAAGGCUUCCCGCCUUUCCACUCAAUCUACCGCAUCGGAAGCACCAGUCCCUGAACUGGACGACCCAGGUGACCAAAGCAUCCUGUCCCAGUCGACCACAAAAACCAAGUCUUCAAAGAAGUCUUCCAAAUCAAAGUCCAAGGCAACGAAAUCAAAGAAAGAAGAACCUGUGGAGAGCGAGAGUCAGAUGGAUGUCGAUACCGCCGAUUACAUCCAACCUGAGCCUACGAAAACCAAACGCACCCGGGGGAAGAAGAGAACAAGCAAGGAGCUGCAGAGAGAUGAGGCAGAACUGGUCGGCGCAGAUACCGCCGAAAAGCCUGAACCUCCGGCAAAGAAGAGAGCCACCAAGUCACGCAACAGUACACAGCAGCAGGACUAUGAUCACGGAUUGGAGGCCGUGACGGGAGAUGCCCAAGUAGAGGAGGCUCCUGUCGAAGAAGAAAAGCCGAAGAAGAGCCGCGGAACCAAGAAGAAAACAACGUCCAAAAGCCGAAAGAUAUCUACAGAAUCGGUCACCUCGAGGGCCCCGUCCAUCACUGAAAUUCCCACCAACUCUGAGCACGACGCAGCAAUGGAUGUCGACCCUGAACACGAGAUACCCAGCCGAGCGCCAAGCGAAGAGCCCCUGCCUAAACCAUUAAAAAAGUCCAAAUCCAAGAAGAAGGUCAAGGCGGCCCCAGAGCCGCCAAACGCCGCGGUGGAACACAGUGCAGAGAUCGAGCCACAGGAGGAUCUGAACCAAGAACCCGAACAGGUUCCGGAGCCGAAGCCACCUGUCGAAGAGGCGCAGCAGCCCAGACGCACAAGCAAACGGCAAAGCGCAAGGACUUCCGACAAGGUUCAAGAGAGCAGCCCUGAAGUGACUCCUCAAGGACCACCCCAGCGUGUCACGCAGCCAGACCCUGAAAUUACGGCUAGUGCUGCAAAUGAUUUCAAUCAUCAUGAAUCGUUCGUUUCCGUGGAAAUCCCCGCCAGGGUUCCAGAGCUGGAUGCCAGUGCAGGAGCGAGUGAUAAGGACAUUAAGAAGAAGGUGAAAAGGAAGGCUUCAACGGAAAAGCAGAGGAAGUCAAAGCAAGCAGAUCAAAAAGAUAAUGUGGAGUCGAACAACGACAAGGCUCCCGCUAAGACUAGUGAACCAGAACAUGAUUCUGAUAUCCCGCCACAGAUUGAGGAAGAAAAGCCCCAAGAGCGGACCCCCGAUCAACAGUCUGCUCGACGCAGGUCAUCCAGAGUGCCUCCAAAGACAGCGGAAAGAUACAGCGAUAUCCCCAGGGAGAAGCAAUACGCCAAGUCGCUUGCAGAAUCACGAAGCCCUCAAGUCAACACAGCGCCGGAAGAUGGCCAUCAGCAUGAGGAGAGACCCGAACCUGCUACAGUGUCCCCUCUUCCCUCGCCUUCUAAGAGCACUCCUUCACUGUCACCGCAAUCAUCCGACGCCGAAAACCAACCCCCGUCUUUGAAACCAUCUGUGUCUCGGGCGCCAGUAUCAUCGCCUUCUAAGCGCGCAGUUCGAAUCCCACUUGCGGCCAGUACUCCUUCCCCAUCAAAACGAGUGCCUAAUAAGGGCUCCUUCAACACAUCCCAUCCAUGGACUCCCAUCGACAUUGACGGGAUUCUCGUGGCUGGGACCAGUGACAAGGAAAACAUCGACUUCAACGGCCUUCUGAGCAAUGCCAGAGGCGAGUUGACCAGCCCCGAGAAGAAAAUGACCGUUGAGGAAUGGAUUAAGUGGAAUGCGAGGAAUGGAGAAGAGAAGCUGAAGCGCGAGUGCGAGCGGGUGGUCAGCCAGUUUGAGAGGGAGGGGGCUCGAGCUAUGCGUACACUAGAAGGCAUUGAAUGCACGGAUUGA